GCGGGGGCGGGGCUUCCCUUUCCCCUCCCGUCCAAGAUGGCGGCGGCGGCGGUGGUGGCUGCAGCGGCGGCGCGGAGCCUGUCUCGCUCUCGGGGCCCCUGGCUGGCGCCGUCUCUCCCCGGAGGGCCCCGGCCGAGGAUUCUCUGAGGUCAGCGUCUGCCAGAAGCUGCGCUGGAGGACCAACAGAGUCCUAGAAAGAAGACUUCUCUGGGCAUAGAAUUGCACUGGAGGACCUCCCAAUGCCUAGCCAAGUGUGGGCCCUGGACUUGCGCUGGAGCACUAAAGACUCCUAGGCCAACAUGGCGUCCUUGGCAGGUCUCUCACGAGGCAAGAAAGUGGCCCUGACGGCGCUGGGUGUCCUGACGGCUGGAGGGGCUGGCCUGGCCUUGGCCCUCCACACCGCGGUGAGUGCUGGCGAGCUGGAGCUGCACCCGCCCAACUACCCCUGGAGUCACAACGGCCCUCUCUCUGCCCUGGAUCACAGCAGUGUCCGGCGUGGCUACCAGGUGUACAAGCAGGUGUGCUCUGCUUGCCACAGCAUGGAGUACCUGGCCUUCCGCAACUUGAUUGGUGUUUCACACACGGAGGCUGAGGCCAAGGCCCUGGCGGAGGAGAUCGAGGUACAGGAUGGGCCUGAUGAGAAUGGGGAGAUGUUCAUGCGUCCCGGCAAGCUCUCCGAUUACUUCCCCAAGCCCUACCCAAACCCCGAAGCGGCACGGGCAGCAAACAAUGGGGCUCUCCCCCCAGACCUCAGCUACAUUGUCAAUGCCAGGCACGGAGGUGAGGACUAUGUGUUCUCCCUCCUCACAGGAUACUGUGACCCUCCCACUGGCGUGAGCUUGCGAGAAGGCCUCUACUACAACCCCUACUUCCCCGGGGAAGCGAUUGGCAUGGCACCCCCCAUCUAUAAUGAGAUUUUGGAAUUUGACGAUGGCACCCCUGCCACCAUGUCGCAGAUUGCCAAGGACGUCUGCACCUUCUUGCGAUGGGCAGCAGAGCCAGAGCAUGACCACCGCAAGCGGAUGGGCCUGAAGGUGCUACUGAUCGGGUCCCUCCUGGUGCCUCUCACCUACUACUUGAAACGGCACAAGUGGUCAGUCCUCAAGAGCAGGAAAAUUGCCUACCGUCCUCCCAAAUGACCUUCACAGGCAGCGUGGACGUCUCUCUGAUGCCGGAGCGGGGGCUCCCCAUCCUCUGCCCCAGGAAUGUAUGUACAGCCAGGCAGGUGGGCGGGCGCUGCCCUCUGGUGCUUCUGCUGUUGUUUAAUGUGUAUCCAUCGAUCCACUCACCCGCCAAGCCUUGGGAAGAGGACCCUGGGAUGCGGGGUGGAGGUCACCCAAUAAACGCAUUUCUUCAACCAGAAAA
Molecule: messenger RNA, 1365 nt
Organism: Sceloporus undulatus (fence lizard)
Lineage: Eukaryota; Metazoa; Chordata; Lepidosauria; Squamata; Phrynosomatidae
Product: cytochrome c1, heme protein, mitochondrial
Exons: 8
Coding region: 300-1139 (279 amino acids)
Biological process (GO): mitochondrial electron transport, ubiquinol to cytochrome c
Molecular function (GO): heme binding; electron transfer activity
Source: RefSeq, a predicted model, not a curated record